AUGUUCCAAGACGUAUUCUCGGAACUGUUUUCGAUACUCUUUGAUAAGCUGGAAGGACUUACCAUGUUCGAGUCAGCAUUGAGGCCCACCAUCCGGCACGAACUUCUUUCAGUGCGAGAGAGUCCUGCUGAUGCUCCCCCACUCACUGGCAGAAUCGGACCUAUCAGGGCUAUCAAGGGAAUUCUCGAGAUCGGCAAGUGGGACACUGCCAUCGACAGGACCGAGACCAUGAUUGCAUGCGGAAGGAUCGACAGCGCCUAG
Linnemannia hyalina is the source of this 261-nucleotide messenger RNA. Lineage: Eukaryota; Fungi; Mortierellomycota; Mortierellomycetes; Mortierellales; Mortierellaceae. The record is from the annotation of a GenBank genome assembly.